UUCUGCACGACCAGUUCAAAAACGGGGAAGGCGUAGUUGGAUGGGGUUUGUGUUGGAGGACCGCUGUGCCGCAGUCAUUUACAUUAAAUUGCUUCGAUACACACGGAGCAUACGUACCUCAAAGUAAGUUCAAGAUCGUUUUAGGGAAACGUGUCGUUCAGUACAAACCGUUAAGCAACGUAAACGUUCAAUCGAACUGAACGCACCCCUGGAUGACUGUUUCCGCAUCUAGCCAGCUGUCCUAAUGAAUGAGGCGGAGGAUCUCCAGCAUUGCUUCUCAGUGAUAUAACAGCAAGGAUAUUAAUUUCACUAACAGUACCUUUAGAUAUCACAAUGCAGACCCUCACACCCCACGUGUAUUGGGCACAGCGUCAUGCAGACAUCUACCUGCGUGUGGAGCUGAGUGACGCUAAGAAUCUUGAUAUCUGCGUGCAAAACAACACCCUGCAAUUUAAAGCUCAGGGUCACGGAGCUAAAGGAGACCAUGACUAUGAGUUCAGUCUGGACUUCCUGGAACCAGUAAAACCUGAGGUUAGUCACAGGUCGACACAGCGCCUGGUAAAUGUGACAGUGAGGAAGCAAGAGCAGCGUUGGUGGGAUAGACUCACUCUGCAGGAGAGGAAACCUCUCUUCCUGGCGCCAGACUUCGACCGUUGGCUCGACGAAUCAGACGCAGAGAUGGAGCUUCAGGCUAAGGAAGAGGAGAAGAUAAACAAGGUCAGCAUCGAGUCAAGAAUCCGUAAAGACCCCUACCUGGGCCUGAAGAAGGGCUAUCUGUUCAUGUACAACCUAGUCCAGUUCCUGGGCUUCUCCUGGAUCUUUGUCAACAUGACCGUCCGUCUCUUCAUCCUGGGACAAGACUCGUUCUAUGACACGUUCCACACCAUUGCUGACAUGAUGUACUUCUGUCAGAUGAUGGCCGUAGCAGAGGUCAUGAACCCUCUAGUGGGUCUGGUCAAGACAGGGGUGUUCCCAGCUAUGAUCCAGGUGGUGGGUAGGAACGUAAUCCUGUUUGUGAUCUUCGGUAGUCUGGAGGAGAUGCAGAACAAAGCAGUGGUCUUCUUCGUCUUCUACCUCUGGAGCACCAUAGAGAUCUUCAGGUAUCCAUUCUACAUGCUGGCCUGCAUCGACACAGACUGGAAGUUGCUGACCUGGCUCAGAUACUCCAUCUGGAUGCCCCUCUACCCUCUGGGGGUGCUAGCAGAGGCUAUAGCUGUGAUCCAGUCCCUGCCUAUCUUCGAUGAGACCCGUCUGUACAGCAUCCCUCUACCUACGGUCCUGGGCUCGUCCUUCAGCUUUUCCUUCACUCUGAAGAUCUACCUGGCCCUCAUGUUCCUCGGUCUGUUCAUCAACUUCCGCCACCUGUUUCGCCAGAGGAGGAGACGAAUGCGCUCCAGGAAGAGGAAAAUGAACUAACGGAUAGAAAGACAAACCUCACGAUCUCUCUAGUCUCACUGCUGGUUGCCUUUUCACACCUCUCCUCUCCUUACACUUCUCUCUUCUCUCCUCACCUCACACCUCUCACCGCUCCUCUCUCUCCUCUCUCUUCUCUCCUCUCCUCACCUCUCUUCUCUCCUCUCCUCACCUCACACCUCUCUCCUCUCUCACCUCUCUUCUCUCCUCUCCUCACCUCACACCUCUCUCACCUCUCUUCUCUCCUCUCCUCACCUCACACCUCUCACCGCUCCUCUCUCUCCUCUCUCCUCUCUCUUCUCUCCUCACCUCUCUCCUCUCCUCUCCUCUCCUCACCUCACACCUCUCUCCUCUCUCACCUCUCUUCUCUCCUCUCCUCACCUCACACCUCUCUCACCUCUCUUCUCUCCUCUCCUCACCUCACACCUCUCUCCUCUCUCACCUCUCUUCUCUCCUCUCCUCACCUCACACCUCUCUCACCUCUCUUCUCUCCUCUCCUCACCUCACACCUCUCUCUCCUCUCUUCUCUCCUCUCAACUCACACCUCUCUCCUCUCUCACCUCUCUUCUCUCCUCUCUCACCUCUCUUCUCUCCUCACCUCACACCUCUGUCCUCUCCUCUCUCACCUCUCUUCUCUCCAACCAACCACAUCCUCCUCUUCUCCUUUUCCUGUGGAUGUACCUCCUCUAACAGACACUCAUCUUCCUCACCCAGUCUGUCCAUCAGAGGUACCUCCUCUAACAGACACUUCUCUUCCUCACCCAGUCUGUCCAUCAGAGGUACCUCCUCUAACACAAACACUUCUCUUCCUCACCAAGUCUGUUCAUCAGAGGUACCUCUAACACAAACACUUCUCUUCCUCACCCAGUCUGUCCAUCAGAUGUACCUCCUCUAAACACAAACACUCAUCUUCCUCACCCAGUCUGUCCAUCAGAGGUACCUCCUCUAAACACAAACACUUCUCUUCCUCACCCAGUCUGUCCAUCAGAGGUACCUCCUCUAACACAAACACUCAUCUUCCUCACCCAGUCUGUUCAUCAGAGGUACCUCCUCUAACACAAACACUCAUCUUCCUCACCCAGUCUGUCCAUCAGAGGUACCUCCUCUAACACAAACACUCAUCUUCCUCACCCAGUCUGUCCAUCAGAGGUACCUCCUCUAAACACAAACACUCAUCUUCCUCACCCAGUCUGUCCAUCAGAGGUACCUCCUCUAAACACAAACACUUCUCUUCCUCACCCAGUCUGUCCAUCAGAGGUACCUCCUCUAAACACAAACACUUCUCUUCCUCACCCAGUCUGUCCAUCAGAGGUACCUCCUCUAACACAAACACUCAUCUUCCUCACCCAGUCUGUCCAUCAGAGGUACCUCCUCUAAACACAAACACUCAUCUUCCUCACCCAGUCUGUCCAUCAGAGGUACCUCCUCUAACACAAACAAGUGCAUUCAAUUCACACCCUCUUUUUCUGAUUUAUAUCCAUGUCAUACUGUUAGUAUUAACAGAUACAUGUCAUACUGUUAGUAUUAACAGAUACAUGUCAUACUGUACUGUUAGUAUUAACAGAUACAUGUCAUACUGUACUGUUAGUAUUAACAGAUACAUGUCAUACUGUACUGUUAGUAUUAACAGAUACAUGUCAUACUGUUAGUAUUAACAGAUACAUGUCAUACUGUACUGUUAGUAUUAACAGAUACAUGUCAUACUGUACUGUUAGUAUUAACAGAUACAUGUCAUACUGUACUGUUAGUAUUAACAGAUACAUGUCAUACUGUUAGUAUUAACAGAUACAUGUCAUACUGUUAGUAUUAACAGAUACAUGUCAUACUGUACUGUUAGUAUUAACAGAUACAUGUCAUACUGUUAGUAUUAACAGAUACAUGUCAUACUGUUAGUAUUAACAGAUACAUGUCAUACUGUACUGUUAGUAUUGAAGGAGCUGUACUGUAAACGGUUCUAGCGUCUCUUGGCCAGACUAAACAACUUGUGUAUUUUCUGAAUUCCAUUUUGCAGCUCAUGUAAUCCUCAUAAUGGACCUGCCUUCAGUUUGAAUUCAGGAAGUGAAAUGAAAACUGCCCAUUGUAUUCUAUGAAGAGUGUUUUUUUUUUUAAAUCACUCUUUUUAAAAAUUUUGGAUCCACUUUAAUGACUUGACUGAAUAGAUCUGAAUUGACUCUGACUCUGUUACAGUCAUUGAUAGAACAGUCAUGUUGCACUUCACUACUGUCCCAUCUGACCAGAAGUCAGCGUCAGGCCUAAUGCUAUACAUUGAUUUGUUUUGUUAUACGUAUUUUUUUUUUUUUUAAAGGCCCAGUGCAGUUAGAAAUAUGUAUUUAUAUAUAUUUCCACACUAUGAGGUUGGAAUAACACUGUGAAAUUGUGAACAUUAUCAUAAUGUCCUUUUUAGUGUAAGAGUUGUUUUGAAUAGACUGACAUUUCAGCCUGUUUUGGCAGGAUGGAGUUUUGGCCUUCCACUGUGACAUCACUAUGGGGUGAAUUAGUUAAUUGACCAAUAAGAAAGAGAGUUCUAAAACCCCUCUGCCAAUAACAGCACAGUUUUCCCCUCCCCACUCAGACCACUCCCAGACAGACCUAGCUAAAUUGUUGCUUGAAAUCACAGUAAGGUACUUCAUUGUUGCCCAGGAAUGAUUUGAUAUUGACAUUAAAAAAAAACGCAUUUGGACUUUAAAAAAGAAAUAUUGCAUUAUUCCUAAAUGAACUUUUGUAUGCCAACAGUGUUUCUCAUGCAGUAUAGAAUCAAGCUGCAUUCUGGGAUGUAAGCUACUGUAUUCUCCAGUGAUGUUUAUAGUCCCCGUGAUAUCUACUAUCUCCAUCAUGCCAUCCUUGCUGUGUUGUUCCAAGGCUCACUGAUCUGUGUCUGAUGACAUGGUUAGAGUUGCGUCCCGACUCUCCACACUUCUCCUAGAGCGUGCUCUUGCACAAUUCCUGUCAUCGAAACAGACAAAGGGAACCAGUCAGAGCCCAGAACCUCAGGGAAAUGGACAUUGGUUAGAGAAUUAAGGGAAGAGGAUCACUGUCUGGAAUCAUGUGUUUUAUUAGAAGGUUUUGAAGGGUUGAAGGAUCAAUUAUAAUGUGUGAUAUUAUAAUAACCAAUAAAGUUAUGUGAAAUAAAGUGAA
Messenger RNA from Oncorhynchus kisutch (coho salmon), 4548 nucleotides. Its product is annotated as very-long-chain (3R)-3-hydroxyacyl-CoA dehydratase. Lineage: Eukaryota; Metazoa; Chordata; Actinopteri; Salmoniformes; Salmonidae. The coding region runs from base 334 to 1416 and encodes 360 amino acids. Gene Ontology annotation, cellular component: endoplasmic reticulum membrane. Gene Ontology annotation, biological process: fatty acid elongation; sphingolipid biosynthetic process; very long-chain fatty acid biosynthetic process. The transcript is spliced from 11 exons. Gene Ontology annotation, molecular function: 3-hydroxyacyl-CoA dehydratase activity. The record is from RefSeq and is a predicted model, not a curated record.